Molecule: messenger RNA, 1371 nt
Organism: Wyeomyia smithii (pitcher-plant mosquito)
Lineage: Eukaryota; Metazoa; Arthropoda; Insecta; Diptera; Culicidae
Exons: 2
Coding region: 1-1371 (456 amino acids)
Molecular function (GO): protein binding
Source: RefSeq, a predicted model, not a curated record
AUGACCAGUGAAAUGGAUAUCAUCAACGAUUUACCGACGGAGCUGCUCUGCCAGGUGUUCGAUCAUUUUAGUCAUAUCGAGCAGAACAUCGUCAUGAGAACCUGCGCCCGAUGGUUUGAAAUACUGACGGGCGAUCGUUACAUCCGUCGUCGUCGGCUCUGUCUCUGUGCGUACAAUUUAUGCAGAGAAGGUGAUAACAUGGAGGAAAUGCAGCGUUACCGAGCAUUUACCGUCAACUCGCUGGUUACAAAUCGAAACAAGAACGUUUUUCUCGAGCCACUGCGUAGAUUUCUUUUCAAUGGAAAUAUGGCGGAGCAGCUGGAAGAGCUACGCUUAACCCAGUUUCGGCAUUCGUUAGCGCAGUUGUUUACCAGUGAUAGUGAGCUACUGCUGCCAAAUUUGAAAAAGAUUAGCUUUCAAUAUCUGAAGGGCGACAAUAGUGAACAGGAUGGUCAUAGCGUAAAAUUAGUAGCACCGAAACUGCGUAUAAUGAAACUCGAGCUUUGGAGCCCGGCGAUCGCUCCGAUGGUGCGGCGAUUCAGUGGACAGAUUGAAGAUCUGAGCAUAACCUUCCAGCACCUACAGUGCUUCAGUCCAUCGAUCGAUACUUUGUCGUUUGAAAAUCUGCGAAGUUUAACUCUAAACGCCGAGCCAGAGCAUUCCUUCCUGGAAUCCACAUUCAAUGCACAGCACGUGCAACUGUUCAGCAGAUUGACAUAUUUGAAACUGACAGAUACAGGCGAUGCUUUCUAUCCAGUCUACAAGAACAUUUUUCAGGCAGCCUGUAAUCUUGAGACUCUCAUUAUUUAUGGUCAGGACAUCAGCGAGGAUGCAUUCAAUGUGCUAGGUAGUUUGGAAAAACUGAAAGAACUUCAGUUGAUGAUCCAUAUUGAAAAAACGGACUCCGUCCGAAAACUUUCGUUUCCCAAGUUGACAAGGUUGAAGACAUUCGUUGGAUCGUUGAUUCCACUGGAAAACGUCCCGCAAUUACGAAUUCUAACCGUCGCAAAUCAUACUCCGUUCCGAAUGAGGUUCCUGUUCAGCGAUGCAGAAAAGCUUAUGACUUUUUUCGGAGCGUUCCGUCAGCAAUUGGAGGUACUAAAGCUGGACAAGAUAAGUACGCUGUACAAUACUUUUGCCAAGCAGAUUUGUACACUGACCAAACUGAAAAUGUUGGAAAUGAUCGAUGUUGAAACGGAACAGCAAGAUAUCGAAUGGAUUGUCGGUUCCCUAAAGCAGUUACAACGGGCACACUUCAUACGGUGCAAUAUUUUGAAGAAAGCUGUCGAGGAGCAAAAUGAUGAUUGUUUCCACGCACUCAGACAACGCAACGUAGACUGCGAGAUAGCCUAUGAAGCGUGCUUCCGAUAG